GAGGCGGGGCAGAGUCCACCUUCCCGGCGGAGCAGGCCAGUCCUUCGGCUGCUUCGGCGGGCCGGCGGCUCGCCCCGGCCCGGCCCGGCCCGGCCCGGCUUCCCGGGCAGAAUGACUACCUUUUGCGUGAUGAAACUUUUAUGUCAAGCCACCAGAAAUGAGAAUAGAUACGCAAAAAGAUUCUUCAGUACUCUUCUGACCCAAACACCACAGAAGAGGGUCUUUUCUCCCUUCUGGAUAGCAGUACCUGACCCUAGAAAGUCAACUGUGUUUGGACUUACUCAACCAUUUUGUACAGCUGAAAAAUCUCACACAGAACCAAAACGGAAAGCAUUUGGAAGCAUUGGGCGAAGAAUUCCCCAUCGGAUUUUGCACAUUAUCAACCAGGAUGGGGAGAGCUUAGGAAGUAUGCACCGAGCAGAGGCACUCAAACUUAUGGAUCAACAUGACCUGAAACUAGUUCUCCUUCGUGAGAAUGUAGAACCUCCUGUAUACAGACUAAUGACUGGGCAGCAGAUUCAUGAAGAACAGCUUAAACGUGCAGAGAAGAAAAAAGCAAGUCCGAAAGCAGGGAUGGUUCAGAAGGAGUUAUCCUUUUCUUCAGCUAUUGCCAAGAAUGACUUAGAGACCAAGACUAAACAGAUAGCACAAUGGAUUGAAAAGAAAUACCAUGUUAAAGUUACCAUCCGGCAAGCAAAAGAUGGCAAUACAGACAUGUUCAUGAUUUUUGAUCAGAUUUUGGAGACCAUCUCUGAGAAAGCCACUUAUCUUUCCAAGCCAAAAGUUACUAGAGAAGGAGUGAGUACCUGUAUUUUGAGACAUAUGUCUGACAAAGAGUUGAAAGCAUACCAGAAGACAGAAAAACAGAAAAACAGUACAGUAAAGAAAGAUGAAAAUGAAGAUCUGAAGUCAAGUGAGUUGCAUCAGUGACUUUAUGAAGAGAUGUAAACAAUAAUUUUUUAUUUAAAAAAAGGACUAUGAACUUAAUAAAGUUACUGCUGA
Phalacrocorax carbo (great cormorant) is the source of this 1002-nucleotide messenger RNA. The record is from RefSeq and is a predicted model, not a curated record. Lineage: Eukaryota; Metazoa; Chordata; Aves; Suliformes; Phalacrocoracidae.